GCUGUUUGAAAGUGCGGAAAAGUGCAUUUCGUUUAUCCAAAGCCCGAAACCGUUUGUGCGUGGGAUACCAGGCGCAUCCAGAGCUAACUCCCCCGCAGAGCUCUAUUUUUGAGCUGAACCUGGGCAUUGCUUUUUUAUCGGAAUCAGAGUGUGCUCAGGCAUCAUUCGCGAACUGAAUGCCGUACAAACUGCUUCCACAAUACGGCCCGGCGGCACUUGUUGCGUUGUUUGUGGACUGGCGUGAAAACCUAAAGAAGGAGAUAAGAGCUAAUGUGAUUGCUGCUAGGAUGGCAAAGUACCGGAUUCACCACAAGUAUCACCGUAUUCCAAUCGAAUGCUGUCCCAGAUGCAAGUCAACGGCCGUCAAGUUGGAAAUCCGUACUAGUCGCUCGGGAUGGAAGAAACUAAAGAAGAAUUUGGUCGAACUAUGCUUCUGUCGGCCAUAUAUUCCAGCGGGCAUGUAUAAGCAGGGUCAUACAUGCCGAUCCUGCGGCUGGAUGGACGUAAUUAAGAUAUGUUAAAGGAAUAUAAUAUUAUAUAUAUAUAUAUAUACAUACUCACGAACAUUCAGAUAACCAAUAUGAUCAAAUAUUAAUUACGAUCAAAUAUUAUUCCGCGUUCUUCAAAGUUA
Messenger RNA from Drosophila persimilis, 631 nucleotides. RefSeq lists its product as uncharacterized. The coding region runs from base 177 to 521 and encodes 114 amino acids. The transcript is spliced from 3 exons. The record is from RefSeq and is a predicted model, not a curated record. NCBI's taxonomy places the organism in Eukaryota, Metazoa, Arthropoda, Insecta, Diptera, Drosophilidae.